CCUCUUUUUUUUGGUUUUUGGACAAAAAGAAAAGAACCAAACACAAUCCCUAAUUUCAGAAGAAGGAAGAAAGAGGGGCUCUUUGCGUCUUCUGAGAGAGAUCCAGGGUUUCGAAGCGGGGGAUGCCGGAGAUCAUGGCGGAGGAGGAGCUCGUGCUUGCUCCGACGAGCUCGCGGUCGGUGACGGAGACGGUGAACGGUUCGCACAAGUUCGUGAUCAAGGGGUAUUCGCUGGCGAAGGGGAUGGGGAUCGGAAAGCACAUCGCAAGCGAGCCAUUCACCGUUGGGGGAUACCAAUGGGCCAUCUAUUUCUACCCUGAUGGCAAGAACCCUGAGGACAACUCCACCUAUGUUUCUGUUUUCAUUGCCCUCGCCAGCGAUGGUACUGAUGUUCGCGCUCUGUUCGAGCUCACGCUUAUGGAUCAAAGCGGAAAGGAGAAGCACAAGGUCCAUAGCCACUUCGAUCGGUCCCUUGAGAGCGGCCCUUACACCCUCAAGUACCGUGGCAGCAUGUGGGGCUAUAAGCGUUUUUUCAGACGAGCUGCACUUGAGACAUCAGAUUUUCUCAAGGAUGAUUGCUUGAAAAUCAAUUGCACUGUGGGUGUUGUGGUUUCUGGGAUUGACUCUCCUAGAUUACACUCCAUAGAUAUUCCUGAUUCGGAUAUUGGGAUGCAUUUUGGUGCACUUCUGGAAACACAGGAAGGCUCAGAUGUCCUUUUCAAUGUGGCUGGAGUUAAAUUUCAUGCUCAUAAGUUGAUAUUAGCUGCCCGAUCCCCUGUAUUUAAAACUUCCUUUUCUGAUGCGUUUACUGGGGACAAGUCUGAGAUUUUGGUUACAGAUAUUGAACCCGAGGUUUUCAAGGCAAUGCUACAGUUUAUAUACUGUGAUACCUUAGUGGAUGAUGAAAUGCUGGCUGCAUCAAGUUCAACGUCAUCUGUUUCUGACUCAUUUGCUGCAAAAUUAUUAGCUGCAGCAGACAGCUAUUGUUUGGAAAGACUCCGGUUGAUGUGUGAAUCUUAUCUGUGCAAGGAUUUGUCUGUGAAUUCUGUUGCCCGAACUCUGGCAUUUGCUGAGCGUUACCAUGCUAUGGAACUUAAGUCAGUUUGCCUCAAAUUUGCUGCUGAAAAUCUUGCAGCUGUAAUGGAAACAGAUGGAUUCAAAUACUUGAAGGACAACUGCCCAGCUCUACAAUCAGAACUCUUAAAGAUAAUUGCAGGGUGCGAAGAGGAAUGCAGCAGCGGUGGAAAGAGCCGAAGCGUGUGGGGCCAGCUCUCAGAUGGUGGUGAUUCGAAUGGCCGGAGGCAUGCAGUAAGAUACAUGACAGCUGACAGAAGAUUAUCGGCGCUGGGUGAAGACAAACCGGUGCCAUCUAUUGAUUCUCUCAUGAAUUUUAGUUUGCCUGCUUGGCUAUGAUGAAAUGGAGAGAAAGAUCAUGCAUUCUGAACAAAAAAACCUGGUGCCAUGUACCGCGUUCAUGCAAAUUUAUUUCAUAAAUGAUGGCCUAGGAAAACUUAUUUAACUUUGAUUGAUUUCUUUAGUGUUAGGCAUCUGAUUGCAAGACUUAUGUCAUUAAUUCUGUCUCGGUUGGUUGGGUUACUCUGGUUCAAUGUAGUCUUCGAUGCAUUGAUUGUGUAGCGAUACAAUGCUAGUCAAACUUCUUAUAAGAUAGCUCAUAGUCUAGUUGAUGGAGUUGCUGAUUGAAA
Molecule: messenger RNA, 1702 nt
Organism: Dioscorea cayenensis subsp. rotundata (Guinea yam)
Lineage: Eukaryota; Viridiplantae; Streptophyta; Magnoliopsida; Dioscoreales; Dioscoreaceae
Product: BTB/POZ and MATH domain-containing protein 4-like
Exons: 5
Coding region: 123-1412 (429 amino acids)
Biological process (GO): protein ubiquitination
Molecular function (GO): protein binding
Source: RefSeq, a predicted model, not a curated record